ACAUCAACCUAAAUCCCGUAUCUGCUGGUGUGGACCAAUAGCACAGCUUCACAGUUCUCAGCAUCACCAACCAAAGGAGACAUCCAACAUCCCCAGACCACUGGAGCGCCUACAGAGACCUCCGACAAGACGCGAAGAUUGUUUUGUUUAAUUAAAAGCCUAUUGUUCUAUUGGAAUUUAGGCAUUUUCCUGACAAUCUUGAUAUUCAAUCUUUUUCUUGGGGUGCCUGGUUUUGCAUCUCCUUGAUGCGCAGUUUAUGAAGGAUAAACCCAGACAGCCAUUACUGCGGCUCUUGUUUUGCCAAAGCAUCGUGGAGGAGAGCAGAUUCCUGCUUUGCAGUGACACAGCUCUCAUCUAUCCCGACAUCAUUCUUCUUUAAAUAGAGCACCAACCUAAAUUUGGAUGUCUAACACAGAUUGAACUAGUCUCAGGAAGCAGUGGGGCUCCAGUUUGGCGCCUUCUUUAGCUGACCCCUAACCUUGAGAUUCUGUUAACCCGCUCCUGGCAUCAUGGGAACCGUGCUAUCGCUUUCACCCAGCUACCGGAAGGCCGCCCUGUUUGAGGAUGGCCCGGCCACCGUGGGCCACUACACGGCGGUUCAGAACAGCAAGAACGCCAAAGACAAGAACCUAAAGCGCCACCCGCUCAUCAACGUACUCCCGUGGAAACGAAUAGUAGCCGUCUCUGCCAAGAAAAAGGGGUCUAAGAAGGUGCAGCCUAAUGGCGGCUACCAGAACAAUGUUUCUCACCUCAACAAUGAGAACCUCAAGAAGUCACAGUCUUGUGCAAAUCUCUCUUCCUUUACACAGGACCAGUCGAGUCCAUCAAACCAAGGCUCUAAAAACUCCAACAACACAGCUUCGUCGGUCAAGAAAGCACCUCUUUCUAACUCCAACGCUGUUCCCGGGACACCCAAGAGGGUGAUCGUCCAAGCCUCAACCAGUGAGUUGCUGCGCUGUUUGGGAGAGUUCCUCUGCCGGAGGUGCUACCGACUCAAGCACCUUUCUCCCACCGACCCCGUGCUGUGGCUCCGUAGCGUGGAUCGUUCUCUGCUGCUCCAGGGAUGGCAGGAUCAGGGCUUCAUCACUCCAGCCAACGUGGUUUUUGUCUACAUGCUCUGCCGCGACGUGGUCUCCUCCGAAGUGGCUACUGAGCACGAGCUGCAGGCCGUGCUGCUGACCUGCCUCUACCUGUCUUACUCUUACAUGGGCAAUGAGAUCUCAUACCCCCUCAAGCCAUUUCUGGUGGAGACCUCCAAGGAGACAUUCUGGGACCGUUGCCUGUCCAUCAUCAACUUGAUGAGCGCCAAGAUGCUGCAGAUCAACUCGGAUCCUCACUAUUUCACCCAGGUCUUUGCAGACCUCAAAAACGAGAGCCAGAAGGAGGAGGAGAGGAGUCGUCUGCUCAUCGGCCUGGACCGGUGAGGGGGCUCUGGAGACGUCUUUGGUGGCACUCUCGUCUGGCAUUUUUUUAAGGGAUAGUUCAUUUAAAAAUGAACAUUUUGAGAAAUCGAUCGUGUUGUUUCAAACAGGUAUGCCCUUGAUUCUUCUGUGGAAAAAUGUCUCAGUUUCUUAGUCCAAAAACAAUGGGGUCCAGCAGGGUUGUUUUGGACUCCAUUGACUCUCAUUGUAAGCUCUUAAAAGAGGGGAUUUUCGCAGAGAUACCAUAGUAGAACUAUUUUUGGUUCCCAAACAACCUUUCAGUUCUUGAAGAACCAUUUAAUUACUUUUUUCCUUUAUUAUGACAGGACAGUGAAGAACCAACAGAAAGCAAAGGAUUUAAAUCCUCAAGCUGGGAUUCGAACUCGGGACACCCAAUGACACUAUAUGUGACCCUGGACCACAAAACCAGUCAUAAGUGACAGAAAUUGAGAUUUAUACUUCAGAAUAAAGCAGAAUAAAUAAACUUUCCAUUGAUUUGUUAGGAUAGGACAAUAUUUGGACAAGAUACAACUAUUUGAAAAUCUGGAAUCUGAAGGUGCAAAAAAAUCAAAACAUUGAGAAAAUCACCUUUAAAGUUGUCCAAAUGAAGUUCUUAGCAAUGCAUAUUGCAAAUCGAAAAUUAAGUUUUGAUAUAUUUAGGGUAGGAAAUUUACAAAAUAUCUUAAUGAAACAUUAUCUUUACUUUAUAUCCUAAUGAUUUUUGGCAUAAAAGAAAUAUUGAAUAUUUUGACCCAUACAAUGCAUUAUUAGCUACUGCUACAAAUAUACCCAUGCUACUUAAAACUGGUUUUGUGGCCCAGAGUCACAUAUGUUGGCACACUUGCCCACAAAGCUAUUGGCACCAACAAGAACCAUUUUUAUUAGUGCGAAGAACAUUUUAAACAUUUUACUCUUGACCUAUUGAACUCUUUCCCACUAUAAAGAACUUUUUGUAGAAUGGAAAUGUUCUAAAGUUCUUCACACCAGAAUAGAAACCAAAAAAGUGAAAGCAGUAUCUUCUUUUGUCGUUUUUGGGUGAACUAUCCUUUUAAGUAGCUCCUACAUGAGUGGAAUAAAUUCAUCAAUUUUAUAGGAAGCAAUGGGUGAUGCUAAUGUUGUUCAAAAAGAGUAGUGAGUCUUUCAUUACCAUUAGCAAUGGGAAUUUUGGACCUGAAUACAAAGAAAUGCCAGACUUGAGUGGACCAAAUGCUCUGAAGUAGUGAAUAUUUAAAAGCACUGACAGAAAAGACUUCAAAAGACACAACGAGACAAAACGAACAACACAACUUUGAAUGUGGACAGGAAUCCAGCUGUUGUCUAGCUGACUUCUGGACACUUUGCACCAAGAUCCUUGCCACCACUGUCAAUCGAAAUGGAGACUGAUUCAUAAUCAACAGACACUUGUUCUCCCGUGUCCACGAAACUGGACACUUGCUGAAUGCUAAACACCUUGCUUGUUACAGCCAAUCGCAAAAAGGGAAGAGGGGCGCCAGGUUGAGCGUGUUUAUGUUCGCAAGCCACAAACAAAGAAUAAAGGGAAAGACUCUGAGGCCAGCAUUGCACAGUGGCUGUUGAUGUAGAUGGUGAAAGGAGCACAUUUGUAAGAAAGACCUACUUUAUUUUCAUCCAUGAUACAGAAUCUCUCCUGUGUGGUUUACGUCUCGGAAGCUUUUUCAUUUUUUAAAACAGCUGAAUGCACACACAAGCUAUAUGGCGUAAACUACUUGGAGUUUUUUGUUGUUUUGUUUUAAGCCGACUGCAUAUGUGUUUAGGGAAUGAAAUAUGAAAAAACAACUUCAAAUAGUUUAUCUUGCUAUGCCUGCUUCAAUGAGCCAUUUUGUCAUUUUGUUUUGUACUCAGACUAGUUUCAACAGGGGGCUCUGUACAGAAAAGCCUGUAAAUGUAUCAAAAACAGUGCCAUACCUUUGAUGAAAAUCACGUAGGUCUAAACAUACCAAAGGCCGGCAAACUUUGGAAUGGUAGGAUUGUCAUUAAUAACAAGUCUAUCUAUCGGAAUCGUAAUUUAUUGUUAUUUAUUAAUUAUUUUCACACAUUUCUCUCUUGCAUUUAGAGAUUUUAGUAGCGUGUUGUAAAAAAAAAAAACAGUGCAGCGUUUAGAUCGAUGGCUACCUUUUGGUGGGAAUGAAGAUUACGGUUAAUGCACAUUUGCAUCGAAUGAAUUAUUCAAGGCGAGAGCG
Molecule: messenger RNA, 3619 nt
Organism: Labeo rohita (rohu)
Lineage: Eukaryota; Metazoa; Chordata; Actinopteri; Cypriniformes; Cyprinidae
Gene: cdk5r1b
Product: cyclin-dependent kinase 5, regulatory subunit 1b (p35)
Exons: 2
Coding region: 510-1424 (304 amino acids)
Biological process (GO): positive regulation of cyclin-dependent protein serine/threonine kinase activity; activation of protein kinase activity; brain development
Cellular component (GO): protein kinase 5 complex; cytoplasm
Molecular function (GO): cyclin-dependent protein serine/threonine kinase activator activity; protein kinase binding
Source: RefSeq, a predicted model, not a curated record